Molecule: messenger RNA, 1173 nt
Organism: Caenorhabditis sp. 36 PRJEB53466
Lineage: Eukaryota; Metazoa; Nematoda; Chromadorea; Rhabditida; Rhabditidae
Source: the annotation of a GenBank genome assembly
AUGAAUCCGCCGGCGCCAAUCCGACCCCAACCGACAGGACCAUUGAUCGUGAAAGCGAUGAGAAUCGCUGAAGUGCCGUUUAGCAGAGUCGUCUACAAUCAAAUGUACGUUUAUUGUGCUUCAUUGUUAUCGACAAUAUCGAGUUUUGCAGAAAGCGAAACGUAAAAUCCAGCCCAUUCCACACGGCUUUGCAGGAAGUGUUUCGCGAUCAAAAAACUCGGCUCAUGGAGCUGAAUCUGCAAAAAAGGGAGAAAAACAAAGAGGAUGCGGAACAGGAAAAACAGCUGGACGAGGUGCUGACAAACGAAAUGAUGAUGGGCCACGGGAUCUACAGGUUCGGAGAUCCGACUGAUUGGCGUGACAAGUUGCCGGAAGUGCGAACAAUUUACGAACACGAAAUGAGAAAUUUCGAAUUGCAAAAGGAGGCAAUGCUCGUGUCGAUUCGGACCGUUUUGCAGAAGCAGACAGAGUACCGGCCUAUCACUGAUGAGGUAUUGUCGUUCCUUCCGUUGUACCCGGUGUAUCUCAGCUGCCGGUGGGCGUAUCAAAAAGAUGUCAACUACUAAAAUGUACAAAAAGUGUCGAGGAACAAGUUAUCAGUUGACAACUUUUUGAUAUCUCCAUUGGCAGCUGAGAUAUACCGAUUCGAAUAAGAGUGACCUUCUAUUACAAAUUCCAGGACAUUGAAUGCUUGCUGGAAGUGCGCAGUCGUCCAAUGAUCCGAGUCCGACUUGGUUUGAAGCGAUCCAUGUGUGACAUAGUCAUCCACUACCGAGAAACAUCGAUGCGUACUCAAAAAGUGCGAAAGUUCUACGGGGGCACGUCGAAAAGCGACAUUCUGAACAGCUACUUCCACGCGAACAUCUUCGAUCAAUUCCCGUCGAAAGCAGUGAAAAUGGAGCUGGCGAAAAAGUGCGGCAUCACUCACAAAGAGGUUCGAACCGAAUGCGGGAUGACGGGAAUAACCAAGUACUCCGAAUUUAGGUGUCAAUGUGGUUCAACGCGAAGCGUAGCCGUCAGAAGAACUUGAUGAAGAGAGUGAUAGAAGAAGAGGAGAGAACGAAUGGACCGAAAUAUUAUAAGCCCAUGGAGCGCAUCAUCAGCUCGUGUGAGGGAGUUAUGGAUCCGUUCCGGACCAUGUUCGCUUUGUGCGGAACCAAACGCUCUUUGUGA